Molecule: messenger RNA, 312 nt
Organism: Durusdinium trenchii
Lineage: Eukaryota; Dinophyceae; Suessiales; Symbiodiniaceae
Source: the annotation of a GenBank genome assembly
AUGUUGACCUAUUUCAGAUGGAGCGGAGACCCGAAUCGGCGCUUCUUUUUUGGAUUCGAUCAGGCUGAGAAGGAUCAGGGAUCGGUGCCAUUGGUGCUUUGGGGCCAUGGCGGUGGAAUGAUCUUGGGCAGUUGCAAAGAUUCCUGGAGCGCCAGCUUCAUGCUGGCCGUGCAGGCCAAGUGGGGUUCCUUUUGCUGGGCUUCGGUGGAAUACCGCCUGGCACCAGAGACCUGCACAAAUUCCCCGAUGCGGUGGAUGACUUCGAGACGGCCUUCCGGUCGUUAUCAGACGAGACGUUGGCCAAAGAGCUAG